AAUUGUUCAUGUGUUUAUUCAACAGGAAAACACAGUGUGCACACAAUACACAGUUUGCUCUUUCCAACCCAAAGCUAUUAACCAAGACAGAGUCUCUUAAUGGCGGCAUUCUCAACCACAGUGGUCCUUGGAGAGCUGAAAUGAAGGAACUAUUCUCCAACACAGGCACAAAAGAAUAUACAUCAUUCAUGUCCUCAGUUCAGAAGCCCAGGCCUAAGAAGAAAUCUCAAAAGGAUGGCCUUGCGAGACGUGAAGUGUUGAAACCAGGGAACCUGCCUCCCCCACCUGAGCCCCCUCCUGUAACGGAGGACCCACUCAAGCACCUGACAGACACACUGGACAAUGGCGGGAGCAGGAUGCCUCCACACCACAGAGAGAGAAGAUCAGACCGCAGAACAGCUGCACAGUGGAGCACGGAAGAUGAAGAUUUAAUCCAGUAUUUCAAAGCAAACCUGCUGUCCAGCGGUCAGAUGUCAAGCCACUGUUCCCUCUCCAGAAGCUCUGCCUCUCACUCCUCCGCAACCUCGCGUUCCUUGGGGGCAGGAAGGAGGAGAAAUGAGAACAUGAUAUGAGGAGAGAAGGUUGUCCUGUUGUUCACCACUCUACAUGCAACAUACGCCAUGCAGUGUAUAUGCCUCCGCGCUCUGGUCCUUCAC
This is a messenger RNA of Sinocyclocheilus grahami, 656 nucleotides long. RefSeq names its product roundabout homolog 3-like. The coding region runs from base 9 to 572 and encodes 187 amino acids. The record is from RefSeq and is a predicted model, not a curated record. The transcript has 5 exons. Lineage: Eukaryota; Metazoa; Chordata; Actinopteri; Cypriniformes; Cyprinidae.